CGUUUGUGCGGGUAACAGCGUGGCAAAGCCUUCUCCAAUCUCUGCUCCUAUCUAGGAGUAUCGAUCCAUGUCACGGCACUCUACCUGACCUUGCGGCACAUGAACUCAACCAUGGCAUCAUGACAAAAUUUAAGAUAUGCUCAGCAUUAUCUUGGAUUUCGUCUGUCACACUUUUGCCACGAAUUUUUGGUAUCGUCGUUAUCUCUGCGGCUGCACCUUCGGGGCUGAAGUUUCGAACGAAGCGUGUAACCGAGCUGAAGAUUGAGUAUGCAGGAUCAAGCUGGAGCUGAACAUAUGCGGACAGUCAAGCUGUUUUUUUUUCUUAACUGGCUGCUAUUCUUACUGUCCUCAUCAUGUAUCCUUUUCUCCCUGAUAUCUCCUGCAGCUUCUCAUUUCGAGUGCUUCUUCUUUAUAAGAAUGAGGCGAGGUCAAUACUCAGCUCUUACGGCCUUACAGCCUUUGGUGCAGAAGGGAAAAUCUUCGAAUGUAAAUUGUACUUCUUUCGACAUUGGGCAGUCAUGGGCCCCUUUUAUGCUAGCCCUCAGCGGAAAAUUCAGGUCUAAAAAUCGAGCAAAUCGCGAAGGAGUAAAGACCAGUGCGGAUGAUAAUGGAGGAUGUUUGCUCGGAAUGGCGGCGUAGGGUAUCAUCCAAUCAGAGAGGACAGUUUUCAAAUAUAGCACUACAUUGAGAUAUACCAGCAUGAGUGUACGAACAAGGCUCG
Messenger RNA from Verruconis gallopava, 721 nucleotides. RefSeq lists its product as uncharacterized. Lineage: Eukaryota; Fungi; Ascomycota; Dothideomycetes; Venturiales; Sympoventuriaceae. The record is from RefSeq and is a predicted model, not a curated record. The transcript has a single exon. Bases 268 to 639 code for a protein of 123 amino acids.